AUGGCAAAUACCGCCCAAUGUUACUACUGCUUCGAAAGCCUCUAUGCUUCUUUUGAGAACCGUGAGCCCGCUUCUUUGACGACCAUAGAGGCUCUAUGGGCCCAGCAUGAACAAUCAAAGAAACUAUCAACGCUUCAAGAAUACCAAGAGGACCCAGCAGAGCCAGAUGACGAAGAAUCAGGUGGCAUUCAAUCUCGAGAUUUGAGGCCACAGGGCGUGAGCCGUCUUCAGAGCGAAACAUCUAUCGACUCUUCCAGCACUGCACCAACCCCUUCUUCUACCUCCAACAGAUCCGCCAAUUCCCUUCUGUCGACGUCCACUGCUGCAACCUCGCCCAGUACCCUGUCAGCGGGUGUGAAGUCUAGUGAUCAACGGUAUCCACUCUUUGUAACAUGGGACACCUUGUCUCGCAGUGGACACAAGUCUCUGCGCGGGUGCAUUGGGACCUUUGAGCCACAUGAUCUUGCCGAGGGGCUGAAAGACUACGCUUUGACUUCGGCAUUCGACGAUACACGCUUCAAUCCAAUCCCAAAAUCUCUACUGCCCUCACUUAUGUGCUCGUUAACCCUAUUGGGCUCAUUUGAGCCGUGCACCGACCCCAUGGAUUGGGUCUUAGGUACCCACGGCCUGCGCAUCUCAUUUAUCCACCGUGGGCGGCGAUACGGGGCAACCUAUCUCCCAGAUGUAGCUGUCGAACAAGGCUGGACCAAAGAGGAGGCUGUCGAGAGCUUGAUGCGAAAAGCGGGCUGGGACGGAGGUUCUGGCAGUGUUGCUCGGCGCUUGUUACGGACGGGAGCUGCAGGUGCUAAUGCCACCGCUGCAAAGCCGUGGGAACAGGUUUCUGAUUUCCGUACGACCAAGUACCAAGGCCUCAAAGCUAGUGCCAGCUAUGCUGAGUGGCAGGAGUGGAGGGACUGGGUACUUUCUCUGGACGACGGCCAGAAAAUUCUAGAGUCGAGUUAG
Molecule: messenger RNA, 963 nt
Organism: Penicillium chermesinum
Lineage: Eukaryota; Fungi; Ascomycota; Eurotiomycetes; Eurotiales; Aspergillaceae
Product: AMMECR1 domain-containing protein
Exons: 2
Coding region: 1-963 (320 amino acids)
Source: RefSeq, a predicted model, not a curated record